GACCGGUGUGACUGGGUGUACUAACUACAGCACUGCAGCUGCCUGCGAAGUUAGGCGGGGACAGUGGGUACAGGCUCCGGCUGUCAUGAGUGGGCGUGGUCUCGGAUGGCGGGUGAUUUGGCCUCGGAGCACUGGGCGCCCUUGUUGGAACUCUAUGGCCAAUCUGGCGGGAAGCUGAUUACAUUGCUGCUGGGCAGACGUUGCGGCGGAGUUACCGGCUCAGCAUGGAGCGGAUCCCGGAGCUGUACGUCCUGUAUGAUACACGGGAGCCGCCUGUGAGGCUGAGCCGAUUGUCGCCUGGCUCCCGGGAUACUCCAUGCUUUUCAGCCUCGCUGUCACCGCCUAUCCCUUCCCAGUUGUUGGUUUUUACUGUAGGAGACUGGUCUGGGUUGUCCCCUGACAGUAGAGUCGAUGUCCAACUGGAAGCAAAGGGAGGGGAAGGGAUCAGACUGGGCACACUGACAUGUGAAACCAGAUGCUUCUUAUGGGAGCGUGGCCCUGCUGAUGAGACAACCUGCAUGACUGAGGAUGGAGUGGGAGAGCUGUGGAUCAAGAUGGUUCUUCAUGGACAGUUCUGUGCUAAACCCAAUGGCUCAAACCUUGAACGUAGGAAGAGAAAGAGACUGACAGAUGAAGAGAACAUCUGCCCCAACAAGGGGUCUGUCAAAGGGAAUGCAACACAGCAGAGGAGCAAGAGUAGUAAAAACAGUGUACUGUUCAAACACUCCCCACUUGGCAAGAAAGCAGAGAGCAUCUCUGGUGUCCCAACAGGACGCUGGGGGCAUGCUUUAUGUCCUGUAGACCAGGAAACCGUGAUACUGAUUGGUGGGCAAGGUGCACGAAUGCAGUUCUGUAAGGACUCCAUGUGGAAGCUUCAUACAGAGAACACCACAUGGUCUCCUGUGGAGGCAGUGGCAGAUGGUUCCACUCCAGAAGCACGCACAGGACACACUGCCGUCUUUGACCCAGAAAGCCAACGUAUUUACGUGUUUGGAGGUUUCAAGAACAGGAAGUGGUUUAAUGAUGUUCAUAUCUUGGACACUGUGGCUUGGAGGUGGAGGAGUGUAGAGGCCAAAGGAAAAGUUCCUCCUCUCUCCUACCACACUUGCUCUCUCUUUCAAGGAGAGCUGUUUGUGUUAGGAGGAGUUUUCCCACGUCCCAAUCCUGAACCGGAUGGUUGCAGUGACACACUAUACAUAUUUGAUCCACAGCAUGAGAUCUGGUACCAGCCUAUUGUCCUGGGGAGUAAACCCUCUGCUCGCUCUGGGCACUCUGCAUGCUUGUUGAACAGAGACCUCUAUAUAUUCGGAGGAUGGGACACACCUGUGUGUUACAAUGACCUCUACCUACUGGAUCUUGGUCUCAUGGAGUUCUCCCCAGUUGAAGUUAAUGGAAGCUCUCCCAGCCCUCGCUGCUGGCACUCUGCUGCCUGUGUCUCCGAUUCUCGUUUCUUAAUUCAUGGAGGAUAUGAUGGGAACCAGGCCCUCGGUGACACUUACAUAUUCAAUACAGUGACAAAAACAUGGACCUCCUUGGUUCACAAUUCUUUGCCCCGUUCUCCCCGUGCUGGAUUUUCCAUGUUGCCCCUCCCUGGGGUAAGAGAAGACAGUGAGGCCUGCGUCCCUCGUGAACUGCUCAUCUUUGGGGGUGGGAACAAUGAGGGACACUUCUAUUGUGAUACAGUCAGACUGCAGAUUUCAGAGAUUCUUUAGCAGUAGCUUCUAGUACAUGUUAUAUUGUGAUGACACCACUUUCCUUUUUCUUUUUUAAGGUUUUGUAUAUGUCUGUAUGAUCAUUUGUAUAUAGUUUUAAUAAAUGCUGGAUUUUCUGAGUUA
This is a messenger RNA of Pseudophryne corroboree (corroboree frog), 1835 nucleotides long. Its product is annotated as RING finger protein B-like. NCBI's taxonomy places the organism in Eukaryota, Metazoa, Chordata, Amphibia, Anura, Myobatrachidae. The record is from RefSeq and is a predicted model, not a curated record. Gene Ontology annotation, molecular function: protein binding. The transcript has 11 exons. Bases 225 to 1712 code for a protein of 495 amino acids.